CUAGUUCCAUUUGUUACAAAAUGUGUCUAAAAUCUGCGUUCAUCUUCCUACUCGCCGAUUGCCUCGGCCUCGGGACAGCGCAACGCCACCAGCGGCGCAGGCCGCCCCAAUGUCCGGUUCCGGCGUCUCAACUUGCCAAGGCAAUAAAAUGCCCCUGCCGCGAAACCCCAGUCCAGGCCCCACGCAAUUCACUGGGUCCUAGAAGGGCAGAUCCGUCCACUCCACGCCACCCGCCCGGCGAGUAGGCGACGCGCCCCUUCUCGGCUUCUCCCAUGCCUGGCCUCGAUUGGGACCUGAACCUGGACCCCGACCUGCAGGCCGCGGCCAGGCGCCUCAGCUUCUCCGACGCCGACUUCCCCUCCUCCCGCCGCGGGCUCUCGGACAUGAAGGUGCCGCGUCUGGAUCCGAGAAUCCACGCCACCUCGCCCAGAAAGAACCGUCUCCCGACGAUCAACGAGAAGAGCUCCGAUGAACUAGCGAUGGCGCAGGCACCCGCCCUCGAGCAAUGCACCUGGCCUCCGUCAUCUCUGGGGACGGCUGGGUGGCUGUACCAGGAGCGGGGAGAGACGCUGACGCCCACGGGCGGUGCGCCCGUGGCGACUUUGCUUCCCCUUGCGCUUCCUGGGUCAUCGCAGUCUCAGCAAUUGCUGGAGGCGGGAGCGGCGGCGAGAACGUUGGAGCAACUGCGACAGGAGGAAUCGCUGGCGUCGUUUGGGGAGCAUCAGCAACGGUGCCAGCAGGCUUCGGCCAUGGAGGCAGGUUUGCAGCAGGCGUGGGCGGCGGCGGCGGCCGCGGCGCUGCCGCAGUCGCAGGUGCGGAUGCUGUACACGGUGGAUGGGGGUGCCGCCGGGUACGAGACCAAGUGGGACGAGCUGCACCCGGUCUGUCAGGGGCUUCUUCUUCAAAUCGAGGAAAAUAUUAGGGAGUACAGAGAUGAUAGUGAGCGGUUGGAUCAGUGCAGCCACUUUGAUGACCUAUCACCGUUCAAUUUUGAAUUUGAUGCUGGUCAGAUUAUUCAGGAGGCUGUAUCUAUUUCUACCAUCAUGAAUAGAGAGAAGAUUUCAAUUGAGAGCUUAAUGACUGUUAUCAAAGAAAUUAUGUGCAACACCGAUUUUGCUAUACGUUCGUAUGUAAAGCUGAGGCCACGGUUUGUGCGUUUAAGUACUGGAAUUGCAAAUCACUCUGGAUCUUCUGAUGCUCAGACUGAUUUCAGUCAGCUCUUGACUAUGGCACCAAGCUUUCAUCAUUGCAGUAGUGCUACAAGGCGGCCUUCUCCUUUUGUGCAACAAACAGUUGCCAGGUUUGAGGAUCAUCUUGGAGAAUGCUGCAAAUGGAUUCUAGAACUAGAACAGCUUGUCCAGAUUAAGAACGAUAAAACCUUUGCAGAAUCUUUGGAAUCUCUGUCAAAAGUUAUGUCUAAUAUCCAUGACUAUCUAAUCCAUGUGGCGUCUAAGGUGGAACAUAUUCAUCAGAGUGCUGAAACAAUGAAGACUCAGUAUCUGAAGGAUCAACAAUGCAGGGGUGAUUUGAGUAAUCCUUUUCACAAGGCAAAUAGAAGAGAGGAAGCUAAACAACAAGCAACUGCUGGAAUAAUCCAUCCGAUGUUGCAUCUAUCACCUCUAGGCCAGCCAACAACACUGGUUGCUGUGCCAAUGAUAUCAAGCCAGCUACAGCAAACUUCAUUCCCCAUUGUAGCAACUUCCCCAAGCUCUUACCCAGCUCUUCCGCUGCCUUCUGUUUUGCCUUCAUUCAGCAUGCAAACAAGUCCUGCUCCAUCAACCAACCCUUUCAGUUCAUCCGGGUCUGUGUUGCAGUCAACACCAUUUGGUUCAUUAUCCACACUUGAACUUGGAUCCAUGCCGGUUUCAUCUUUGUUCAGGACUGGCAUCCCAUCUUCUGCUACUUCGCUUUUCUCAAUACCAUACGGAGAUAAUUAUAAUCCUGGUUCUCUUAUUUGUUCAUAUAGGUGGAACGGCAGCUUCAGACAUCAAUCGUAUACCUUCUGCUGGAAGGAAGCCACCCAGAAGAAACCGCUAGCCGUGCAUUUCAUCUUCUCUUGUAUGUCCAUUUGACUCCAUCCCUUUCCCCUCCUUUUUAUUGCAGCAACUUGUGGUCAACGUGUUACCCCAUGUUUCUUUGGUCUAUUGCACGGCACAUUUUUACACUUCCACACACGUUCAAAGCUUUGACUAUUGCACAUUCCUGUUGCUACAUACUAGGACCAAAAAUUUCAGCUUCUUCAAUGGUGCAGUAGAUCAUAGAAAAAUCAGAUCAGGACCUUUGUACAGUAUACCUGUUUAGAGCAUUGGUUCAUCAAUACCAGUAUACUUCUGAAGUGGCAAGUUGCAUGCUUGUUCUGUGUUCCCGAAAAAACCCAUAAAAGCAAAAGCAGCCACAUGUGUUGUCAUGGAGGGUCCCUGAUGUGUUUAUGGCACGUUGUGAUUUCAUUAUCAAAGUCUGGUGGUUUGCCGAUCUGGAUGCUCCCUUGUUUCGUUAUUUCCUCCUUACACAGAUACUAUUAUGUAUCUGCCUCUGGGCUACGUCAGUGCUUACGGCAGUUCCUAUGUCAGAAGCCUAACAGAAAAUUAGUGGAAUUUUCAGAUGUCGAAGUUCUACUACUUGACGAUUCCUCAGCUUAUGCUUGUAUAGAAAAGCAACUUUAAUUGUUAUAUGGACCCUAUGCUGGCGAUCAUGUCAUUCAUCUUUGCCCCCUCUGAAUCGUUCUAACCACCCAUGCGGUGCCCCUUCAGACGUUGUUUAUUUCUGUUGGAAUCUGGACUGGUUCAACUCUAAUCCGAAUCUAAAUGUGUUUCCUGAAUCCUCCCUCGCAGUUUGGAGGUGUCAUGGCUGUGCGCUGCUCUCUCUUACGGCUCGUGGGCGGCAACCACGUGAGAUCUGUGACCUGAACUGGGGAUGGGGAAGCUGCGAAGAAGCAUCGCCCUGGCAAGUUGGCAACCAUUCAAC
Messenger RNA from Panicum hallii, 2964 nucleotides. Its product is annotated as nuclear pore complex protein NUP58-like. NCBI's taxonomy places the organism in Eukaryota, Viridiplantae, Streptophyta, Magnoliopsida, Poales, Poaceae. Gene Ontology annotation, molecular function: structural constituent of nuclear pore. The record is from RefSeq and is a predicted model, not a curated record. Bases 273 to 2072 code for a protein of 599 amino acids. Gene Ontology annotation, biological process: nucleocytoplasmic transport. The transcript has 6 exons. Gene Ontology annotation, cellular component: nuclear pore.